AUGGUGGAUUACUCUCGCUUCGACGCCAUCGAGCUCUCGAGCGAGGACGAGGCGGAGACUCGCGGGCGCAGGGGCGCGCCGACGGUGACGAAACUCAAAGGCGCACACAGGAUCACCUUUGGCGGCGGUGGUGACGCGACGGCGACGCCGAUCGAGGACGACGACGUCGAGGGAGACGUGGACGAUGCCGCGGGACGCCGUGGGCCGGCGGUGGGCGCGAGCGCGAGGGAUGAUCCGGGACACCGCGCGGGCGCGAGCGACGCGCGAGCGGACGAAGGACGCUCGACGAAACCGACGAGCGAUGCGCCGCCGACCGCGAGGGAUUGGUCGAGCGUCGUCGCGAAGCUCAUUCGAAACGGUGCUCGGGUGGAGGGCGGGAGCGACGGCGUCGGGGAGUACUUUUGGUGUCAGGACGCGCGAGAGGCGACGGUGAGCGUCGUCGUCAGACCGGGCGUCCGAGCGAGAGACGUUCGCGUUCGGUGCACGUCCACCGACGUCGAGAUCGGCGUCGUCGGUGGAAGUGAUCGAUCGUCAUCGUCUUCGACGAGCGAUGUGGUGUUCUCGGAGAAGUGGGCGCACGAGAUUGACCCCGAGCCGCGAGACGCGAACGACUCGGACGACGUGAGCGAACCGCCGCAGUUCGGCGAUUGGGAGAUCACCGAUUUCGAGGGAACCGGGCCGAACGCGCGACGAAUCGUUCGAGUGACGGUGCGCAAGAAGGGUUCGGACAUGCUCACGCACUGGUGGCGCGCGUGCGUGCGCGGAGGGCCGGAGGUGGAUCCGGCGACGUUCGCCGACAGGAGCGCCGGCAAGGCGAACGAGGCAAAACGCGCGUGGGAAGAGGCGCAGAGAAUGUUUCGAGAGCGCGUGAAAAAUCGAAAACAUGUCGAGGUCGACGUCCCCGGGUCAGACGACGAGUGA
Messenger RNA from Ostreococcus tauri, 921 nucleotides. Its product is annotated as HSP20-like chaperone. The record is from RefSeq and is a predicted model, not a curated record. NCBI's taxonomy places the organism in Eukaryota, Viridiplantae, Chlorophyta, Mamiellophyceae, Mamiellales, Bathycoccaceae. The transcript has a single exon. Bases 1 to 921 code for a protein of 306 amino acids.